AUAUGUUACGUCAGUGUCAAUGUCAAGUUGCACAAUAAUAGUUCUUCGUCAUUGCAUAGCGAAAUUAAUUUAAAAAAAAUUACUCACCAUAUUACUAGGGAUUAAUUUAAAUUAUUCAAGCUGGCAUCGCGAAGAUUUUUACUUAUUGGCUUCCACAGCUUUUCGCCAACACAUUCAUAUCGAGCUAGCUUUAAUAGGUUAGGAAUAUAUAUAUUUUUGUUUGAGUUAUUGAUUUAAAAUAAAAUAAACUUAUUAAUACGUUUAAUGCAAACUUUGCGUGUUCGUAAAUAAGUAGUGUUUUAUUAAUUUUUAAUAAUAAUUUAUAAUUUAAAGUUACGUAUACACGCAGCGGCGUCAACACUCUGGUAUGACGGUGCCGCAGUGCGCGCCGCGCUCCCCUAAUCGGGGGCAAAGUCCUACAGAGGCUCGGUCGGGCGUAGGCAGCGAUAGUCCAACAGGAGUUAUCAAGAAAUAUGACGAUAUCAUCAAGAGUCCAGAGGACAAGCGUGAAUACAGGGGUCUUAAACUGGCAAAUCGUCUCAAAGUUUUGUUGGUGAGUGAUCCAACUACGGACAAGUCGGCUGCUGCUCUGGAUGUCAAUGUAGGCUAUCUCAGUGACCCCGAUGAAUUACCAGGCUUGGCGCAUUUUUGUGAGCAUAUGCUGUUCCUAGGAACGGAGAAAUAUCCAGAAGAAAACGAGUACAACAAGUUCCUCUCAGCUCACGGCGGUUCCUCCAACGCGUCCACUUCAUCAGACCACACGACUUACUUCUUCGACGUCCUGCCGCAGCACCUCGCUGGAGCUUUGGACAUAUUUGCCCAAUUCUUCAUCGCACCGCUGUUCACGGAGUCAGCGACAAGUAGAGAGCUGAGUGCCGUCAAUUCUGAGCAUGAGAAGAACGUAUCCUCGGACACUUGGAGGCUGGACCAGCUGAACAAGAGCACGGCUGAUCCGAAACAUCCCUUCCACAAGUUUGGUACAGGUAACAGAGACACGCUGGAAGCGAUUCCCAAAGAGAAAGGUAUCGAUGUACGCAAGGAACUGUUAAAGUUUCACGACAAAUGGUACUCGGCUAAUGUAAUGACUCUCAUUGUUAUGGGGAAAGAAUCUUUGGACGAAUUAGAGGAUAUGGUCGUCAAAUUAUUCUCGGCGGUCGAGGAUAGAUCCGUGACAGCGCCCACUUGGCCGGAGCACCCGUUCCCGCCGCACCUGAGGAGGAAACGCGCCUAUUGCUACCCCGUCAAAGAUCUCCGGUCGCUGUCGAUCGACUUCCCUAUACCGGAUACAAGGAAGCAUUACAAAAGUGGGCCCGGACACUACUUGUCUCACUUGUUGGGACACGAGGGCCCCGGGAGUUUGCUGUCGGCGCUCAAGACCAGGGGCUGGUGUAACAGCCUGGUGGGAGGUACGCGUAUUGGUGCGAGAGGUUUCGCCUUCUUCGGGGUCCAAGUUGACCUCACGGAGGCUGGAGUGGAACAUAUCGAUCAAAUUGUCGAACUCGUAUUUCAGUACAUCGCGAUGCUGAAGACGCAGGGCGCCCAGCGCUGGGUGUGGGAGGAGCAGCGCGACCUCAUGGCGCUGGAGUUCCGCUUCCGGGACGUGCAGGACGCGCGGGCCGCCGUCGUCGCGCACGCGCACCUGCUGCAGGAGUUUCCGAUGCGAGACAUUCUGAGCGCGUAUUACUUGAUGACCGAUUGGAGACCGGAUCUCAUCGACGAACUUCUGGCCCUUCUGACCCCGGAUAACGUGAGGGUGGGGGUCGUUGCCAAGUGUUUCGAGAAAAAAUGCACGCAGACAGAGCCGUGGUAUGGAACUAAGUAUGUCCAGGAAGACAUCGACGAGGCUACACUCAACAAAUGGAAAUCGGUGACACUUAACAACGAAUUCCACCUCCCGCUGCCGAACGAGUUCAUCCCCGCGAGAUUGGACCUGGAGAAGUCUUCUGACCCCACCGCCGAUGCAAUAGGGCCGGCUAUUAUCAAGGAUACCCCUUUAAUGAGACUCUGGUACAAAAGGGACAAUGAAUUCUUGCUGCCCAAAGCCUUCGUUACUUUGGACUUAGUCAGCCCGCUGGCGUACUCGGACCCGGCGAGCUGCAACCUGACGUCGGUGUGGGUGCUGCUGCUGCGCGACUCGCUGCAGCAGUUCGCGUACGCGGCGGAGCUGGCCGGCCUGCGCUGGAGCCUCGGGAACGCCAAGUAUGGCCUCAGUAUAACGAUAGACGGCUACGAUGACAAACAGCACGUGUUGCUGGAGAAGAUUAUAGAUCACAUCGUCAACUUCAAAGCCAAUCCGAAGAGGUUCGAGAUCAUGAAGGAGAGUCACAUCAGGGCUAUAAAGAACUUCGAAGCGGAACAGCCGUACCAGCACGCCGUGUACCAGCAGGCGCUCUGCCUGUCCGACGUGGUGUGGACGCGCUGCCAGCUGCUGCAGGCGGCCGAGACGAUCACCCCGGAGCGGCUGAACGAGUUCGCGCACCAGCUCGUGCGCAAGCUGCACGUGGAGGCGCUCAUGUUCGGCAACCUCAGCCGCGAGAGGGCGCUGGCCGCCGCGCAGGCCGUGGAGGACAAGUUACCGAAGGACGCCACGCCGCUGCUGGCGCAGCAGCUGCUGCUGUACAGGGAGGUCGAAAUCGAAAAAGGCGCGUGGUUCGUGCGCGAGACGGCCAACGGCGUGCACCGCUCGUCGUGCGCGUCGCUGUACUACGCGUGCGGCGUGCGGCGCGCGCGCGCCAACGUCACGCUGGAGCUGCUCGCGCACGCGCUCAGCGAGCCCUGCUUCCACGUGCUGCGCACGCAGGAGCAGCUGGGCUACAUCGUGUUCAGCGGCGUCCGGCGGUCCAACGGCGCCCAGGGCCUCCGGAUAAUCGUGCAGAGCGACAGGCAUCCCGCCUACCUGGAGGAGAGGAUAGAGAAGUUCAUCGAGGGCGCGAAGGAAUAUCUAGAAAAUAUGACGGAGGAGGACUUCCUCAAACAUCGGGCGGCGCUCGCAGCGGAGCGCCUCGAGCGGCCCAAGCGACUCGCCAUUAAGGCGUCGCAGCUCUGGAGCGAGAUCACUGCUCAGAUGUACAACUUCGACAGACCACGAGUGGAGGUCGAAGAACUGAACACGGUCUCUAAAGCUGAACUCCUUGAAUUCUUUAAGAAACACAUUGCAACGGAUUCGACGCAAAGACAAAAGUUGUCUAUAUAUGUCGUGUCGACGGCUGAGGGCGGCGCCGGCCAGGAUUAUGAGUCGACCGGAAGUGAGAAGGAACAGGAGCCUGUCAAGAUACAAGAUUUGGUCGAGUUCAAGUCGAGACGGCGACUGUUACCGCACCCGGUGCCCUUCGCCAGUGUGCCCAGGAAGGGGACGCAUUGCAAGCUAUAAAUACACUCGGUACAAUUGGUACACUAAGUGUUUUUUUGCUGCUUGAUCAAUCAAUAUAUAUAAAAGACAGUCUUCGCUGACUGACUAUCAAUACUAAAAUUAUAUGACAGAAAAAAAAAAAUCUUAUCAUGUGGCGCCCGCACUGGUGCGGACUCGUGCGAGUCCAUUGGAUAGGUUUUAUGUGUUCAACGAGCACGAGAUGAGUUAUAAACGCAAAUCGAGCACAUGAAAAUUCAGUUGUGCCUGAACCCACAAUCAUCGGUUAAGAUGUACGCGUUCUGACCACUGAGCCACUGAGCUAUUUCAUAUGUCAGUCAGUUUAAGCACAAAUAAAUGUUGUAAUAUAAUUUUAAAACUGUUGUAAGAAUUAGAUAUGAACAGAAAGGAAACAAAGCACUGUUGGUUCGUUGCUGGACGUUAGUCCAGCGGUCUACGGCUUAAGAUGUUAAAAAUCGUAUAUAUUCUGACCAUUUGGGCUGUUCCAGUCCUUAUAAUAUAUUAAGACUUCAUCAGAGG
Vanessa tameamea is the source of this 3886-nucleotide messenger RNA. It is a transcript of the gene Ide, whose product is annotated as insulin-degrading enzyme. Gene Ontology annotation, biological process: peptide catabolic process. The transcript is spliced from 25 exons. The record is from RefSeq and is a predicted model, not a curated record. Gene Ontology annotation, molecular function: metalloendopeptidase activity; metal ion binding. Gene Ontology annotation, cellular component: mitochondrion; cytosol. NCBI's taxonomy places the organism in Eukaryota, Metazoa, Arthropoda, Insecta, Lepidoptera, Nymphalidae. Bases 368 to 3370 code for a protein of 1000 amino acids.